GACCCCCGCCCGGCCUGCCACCUCGGCCGCCGACGCUGGUGUUUCGAGGAGGGGGGGUGGGGUAAGGAAAGGAAUCCUGGGGAUUUCUGCACCCCCUUUUUUUUCUUGGCCUUCGGGGCUUCAGACUCAGGGAUUUCGCCCAUGGCUUUCUUGAUGAAGAAGAAGAAAUUCAAAUUUCAAACCACUUUUACCCUGGAGGAACUGACUGCUGUCCCCUUCGUCAACGGGGUCCUCUUCUGCAAGGUCCGGCUGCUGGAUGGCGGGGAUUUUGUCAGCUUGUCGUCCAGGGAGGAGGUUCAGGAGAACUGUGUGCGCUGGCGGAAAAGGUUCACCUUCGUGUGUAAGAUGAGCGCCAACCCAGCCACUGGCCUGCUGGACCCCUGCAUCUUCCGUGUGUCCGUGCGCAAGGAGCUGAAAGGCGGGAAAGCGUAUUCCAAGCUGGGCUUUGCUGACUUGAACCUGGCCGAGUUUGCCGGCUCAGGCUCCACAGUACGCUGCUGCCUGCUGGAGGGCUAUGACACGAAGAACACCCGCCAGGACAACUCCAUCCUCAAGGUCACCAUUGGCAUGUUCCUGCUCUCCGGAGACCCCUGCUUCAAGACGCCACCAUCCACUGCCAAGUCCAUCUCCAUCCCGGGCCAGGACUCCUCGCUGCAGCUGACGUGUAAGGGUGGCGGAACCAGUGGCAAUGGCGGCAGUACCACCAACUCACUCACAGGGUCUCGGCCCUCCAAGGCUCGGCCCACCAUCCUCAGCUCAGGGGUGCCGGAGGAGCCAGACCAGAGCCUGUCCAGCCCCGAGGAGGUCUUCCACUCUGGACACUCCCGCAAUUCCAGCUAUGCCAGCCAGCAGUCCAAGAUCUCUGGUUACAGCACGGAGCACUCCCGCUCCUCCAGCCUCUCGGACCUGACACACCGCCGAAACACGUCCACCAGCAGCAGCGCCUCUGGUGGCCUCAGCAUGACCGUGGAGGGCCCCGAGGGCAGCGAGCGAGAGCACCGGCCCCCGGAGAAGCCGCCCCGGCCUCCUCGGCCCCACCUGUCAGACCGCUCCUUUCGGCGGAAGAAGGACUCAGUGGAGAGCCACCCGACCUGGGUGGAUGACACGCGCAUCGACGCCGAUGACAUCGUGGAGAAGAUCAUGCAGAGCCAGGACUUCACGGACGGCAGCAACACGGAGGACAGCAACCUGCGGCUGUUUGUGAGCCGCGACGGCUCCACCACACUGAGUGGCGUCCAGCUGGCCGACAGGGUCUCCUCCGGGGUCUACGAGCCGGUCGUGAUCGAAAGCCACUGAGGAGCAGGUGAUCCUCCUGGAGAAGAGCCUGCCAUCGUGAGCAGCCAACCUGUGUCAUUCCAUGAAGGACUGUACCCUCCAAAUCUCCAGCCAAGCCACAUCUCAUCUAUGCCUCCUCCAUGCGCUCAAGUCCCCAGAUCAUCAUUCCAUGUCCUCCCCUCCAUGCUGGACCCUCCGGGCCCACUGAGGCCCAGGCACCACUGUGAAUAUUCUCCUCUGAACCACUAGAGGGCAGAAGGCCAGGACAAAAGUAGGACUGCCAGCCCUGGAGGCCGGCAGACCCCUCAGCCAGGGAUAAGCAGUGGCUCCUAACCACAGGGCAUCCUGUGGCUGGGGCCUCUUCCCUGCAGCUCCACUCACACCUAGAGCACUGGCUGCAGCCCCCGCAGCAGGGCCUGCCUCCAUCACCCUUCCCUAGGAUCCCGCCACCCUGACCCUCUGACUGCUUCGUGCUUCAGCUAUCCCCUGCCUAUAGUCCCGGGGACCCGCUGGCGGCCUGCUCCUGGGGACAGACCCCACCCCAUCUAAUGUCCUCCUGCUGCCCUGGCAGCCUGCAUUUUGCACAAUGCUUGACCUCUGCACAGCCCCAUUGCCCCUGCCACCCCUUCCCGAGGAUGCCCGGGCCCCGCCUGCUGUGCAGUCAGAUGUCCAGGCCCAGCAGCCCGGCCGGAACAGGGUGCUGCCUCUCCUGCGUCCACUUAGGUCCCCAGCUUAGGUCUGGGACCCAUGCCUGACAAGGACUGCCUGUCCACAGGCUCCCCUCUGCCAGGGCUGGGUCCUGAGCAGCUGGGUCUCCUGGCGGGAAGGCAGGGCAGAUGGGGGCCUGGCUCCGCUCAGCUGGGCUUGGCAAGCAGGGGCCCCUUUCUAUGCCCCAGGGUCAACUGGCCCAGGCUGGGGGUGCUGGGGGAGGCAGGGAGGCCGAGUGGGCUGGCCUGGAGCUGGCUUCCAGGCCAGGAACACACAACCCCCCUCUGGAACGGCCCACCCCACUGGCAAAGGCAGCAAUGGAGCCUGGGAGAGGUGCUGCUCACCUUACUGAAGCUCUGUUCUCAGCACUUUCCCCACCCCACCCCAGCCUCGGUAUUGCUUAAAUGUGGAUUCUGGCUGCAGCCAGGACCUGGACCCCCACACUCCCACCCUUCUUUGAAAUGACUUUCAUUUUGUAUAAACCCAGCGGGCUGGUGUUUGUUUAGUUCCAAAGUUUUCUUUUUAAUUCUUUUCUUCGUCUCUAUUUUUUUCUCUCUUUUUGAGUUCACAGUUUGGUUUUUUUCUCCUUCCCCUGCAGGGAGGGGUAGGAGAUCCUGUGUUCUGCUCUGCUUGCUGGCCGGGCUCCAGCAGGGCUGGGCAUCUGAAUGCGGGGAGGGGGUCAAGGAUACUGAUUAUUUGGUGUGGGCAGGUAGGGGCCCUCCCCAGGCUGGGAGGGCACCUUGCCCCGUUUCCCAUGUGCCCCUGCUGGCAAACGUUGGGGUUCUUGGUCCGAGAACCCAUCGGCGUUGGGGCCAAAGCAUUUCUGGAUUUGGUUUGGUUUUUACACUUUCAAAUCCCCUAGGUCUUUUUGUAGAAAAUGAAUGUUAGAAGGUGCCUGCUCCAGCAGGGCGGAGCUCUGGUCAGCUCUGAGGGUCCCUUCCUGCUCCUCGGAUGCCUGGCACUUAAAAAAAAAGGCUGAUAGCACUGUCUCCAAAUGGGGUGCCCCCCUCCAAAGGUUGGGGGGUGUUGUCCUUUCUUUCUGUGUGUAUGACCUCAGCCCAGUGGGCAGUGGGGGGCAAGGGGGGCGUUAUAUUCAGGGUGGUGGUUCUCAUCUGGUUCAAAGUUCUGGGGCUUCAGGUACAGAACUGCCGGCCUUGGCGCUAUUGGGACACUCCCUCAAAGCCAGGACCCCAGCCCUACCUAAGGCCAGGUCUGAGCUCAGCAGUCAACCCAGAAAGAGACGGAGCCAGCCUCACUUCUUGUGCCAGGUCCUGGGCAGGAGAAUUGAACUAACUGAGAAUUGGCUCACAACCAAAUUAACAUUGUCUAGAGCCAGAGGCCAGGUGCCUGGGCCUCAGCCCUUUGGCCCCCCUCAGGCUCAGUGAAUCCCCACCAGGCACCCGCAGCUCCUAGACUUCAAAUUCUAUAUAGAGAGAUAUAUUAUAGAUAUUUUUGGAAAUGAAUCAGUCUAUGCAAAACCAGUUUGGAAUGAUCUUGAAAGACAGUUUAACAUUUUUACAAAAAGAUUUAAGGAAAAUUAAAAGUCUGAACUAUUUUUAGAGUUGUUUUUUUUUUUCUUGGUUACCCCACAAACUGACUACAUGGUCUGAUCUACCAGAAUGGAAAAUGUCCAUUAUUUUCCUCUUUCCAGUGGGGGUUAACAGAGAGAUAAGGGGGAGGGGAUAUUUUGGUUUUUUAAUUCCUCUCCUUUCUAACAGAAUGCUGCCACCACCGCCCCCAGAUUCAGCAGACUGUGCAUCUCUGUCCCAGCUUCUAGCGUAGAAAAUAACUGUAAGGGGAAAUCAGUCUAGUGUCAAUGUCUUGGUUUGGGGAUUAAAAAAAAUAAAUGUUGCAGUUUUUGUUUUGGUA
Molecule: messenger RNA, 3852 nt
Organism: Echinops telfairi (small Madagascar hedgehog)
Lineage: Eukaryota; Metazoa; Chordata; Mammalia; Afrosoricida; Tenrecidae
Gene: EEIG1
Product: family with sequence similarity 102 member A
Exons: 11
Coding region: 142-1296 (384 amino acids)
Source: RefSeq, a predicted model, not a curated record